Gossypium raimondii (Peruvian cotton) is the source of this 2006-nucleotide messenger RNA. RefSeq lists its product as uncharacterized. Bases 93 to 1850 code for a protein of 585 amino acids. The transcript is spliced from 19 exons. Gene Ontology annotation, molecular function: oxidoreductase activity. The record is from RefSeq and is a predicted model, not a curated record. Lineage: Eukaryota; Viridiplantae; Streptophyta; Magnoliopsida; Malvales; Malvaceae.
UUCGUUGUUGUCAUGAGAGAAUCAAAUCAAAUCAAUGCUCACUCCACUGCACACCCGCACUAGAAAAAGUAAGGAAACCGCCGGUUCAAGAAAUGUGGCGGAGCGGCUUAAACAGCCGGUCGACGACCACGGCGCAAGCAUUAAAGGAAAAGAAAUGGGACGCGUUGGUGAUCGGCGGUGGACAUAAUGGCUUGACAGCCGCAGCUUACUUAGCUCGCGGAGGCCUAUCGGUUGCCGUGCUUGAGCGACGCCACGUUAUCGGCGGUGCAGCCGUAACUGAAGAAAUUAUUCCUGGAUUCAAAUUCUCUCGCUGUAGCUACCUCCAAAGUCUCCUUCGCCCUUCCGUGAUCAGAGAGCUAGAAUUAAAAAGGCAUGGAUUGAAGCUGUUGAAGCCGACGGCGACGACAUUUACGCCUUGUCUCGAUGGGCGUUACUUACUAUUGGGACACGAUGAUGAACGUAAUUACUUGGAGAUUUCAAAGUUUUCGAAAUAUGAUGCCGAUGCUUUUCCAAGAUAUGAAAACCAGCUUUAUAAGUUCUGUAAAUUGAUGGACUUUGUUUUGGAUUCACAAGCUCCUGAGACCUUACACUGGGAUUCAUCAUUUACAUAUUGGAUGCGUGAUAAGUUAGAGAAAUCGGUGUUUUGGGCUCGCUGCCUGAGGCAUAUUAUGGUUUUGGGGCAAAAGGAUAUGGUGAACUUUAUGGACCUGUUAUUGUCCCCUACAUCGAAAGUUCUCAAUAAGUGGUUUGAGAGUGAUAUCCUGAAGGCAGUACUUGCUGGUGAUGCUAUUGUGGGAAGUAUGGCAAGCAUUCAUACACCCGGGAGUGGAUAUGUUUUACUGCAUCAUGUUAUGGGCGAAACUGAUGGUGACCGUAAUGUUUGGUCGCAUGUUGAAGGUGGGAUGGGCUCCGUAUCAACUGCCAUAAGUAAUGCUGCUAUUGAAGCCGGGGCUUCGAUUAUGACAAAUGCAGAAGUGUCACAGUUAAUGAUAGGAAAUUCCGGUACCAUAGAAGGGGUCUUGCUAGCUGAUGGGACGAGAGUUUGUUCUUCGAUUGUUUUAUCGAAUGCAACCCCUCAUAGGACCUUCCUGGGUUUGGUUCCUCGAGAUGCUCUUCCUGAAGAUUUUCUUCGUGCUAUUGAAAAGUCAGACUACAACUCCGGAACCACGAAAAUCAAUGUAGCUGUUGAUAAAUUGCCCUGGUUCCAUUGUUGUGGAUCAAAUAAUACAGAAGCAGGUCCUCAGCAUACAGCUACUAUUCACAUUUGUUCCGAAAGCAUGGACAAUAUUGGAUCAGCUUGUCAAGAUGCUCGGAAUGGCUUACCUUCAAAACGUCCGGUCAUGGAGAUGACAAUUCCUUCUUCAUUGGACAAGACUAUUUCUCCACCAGGAAAGCAUGUGGUUAGCUUGUUCACACAGUACACGCCGUAUAAACCCUCCGAUGGUAGUUGGGAAAACCCGACAUACCGAGAAGCAUAUGCAAAGAGAUGCUUUAGCUUGAUUGAUGAAUAUGCCCCUGGCUUUAGCUCAUCAAUUAUUGGUUAUGACAUGCUCACUCCACCUGAUCUUGAAAGGGAAUUUGGUCUAACAGGGGGAAACAUUUUUCAUGGUGCUACGGGAUUGGAUUCACUCUUCUUUAUGAGACCUGCCAAAGGAUGGUCAGGCUAUAGGACACCAGUAAGAGGAUUGUAUCUGUGUGGAAGUGGAACACAUCCCGGAGGUGGAGUGAUGGCCGCACCGGGACGGAAUGCCGCACGGAUUGCCCUUCGGGAUUUUAAGAAGCAUCAUUCUUGCGUCACAAAUCUACAAACCAAAAUUCAAAGAUCUUUCUUCUCCGAUCUUCGAUAUUGACUGUUAAAUCAACUUGGAUCUAAGAAUAAAUUUUUAAAUUUGCGAAGAUUAGGUAAGCUAUAUAGCACCCCCUCCAUUCAUUAUUCAACCAAGCUUCUGAUUCGAGGGCUCGACACGUGUCACCUGACUGAAUAUGUUAUAAUUUCAAAAAAGUUG